UUCACUCCAUGACCUCAUGAAAGGUGUGCCAUUUAGCUGGACAGCCAAUCAGAGGCCAGCUGUUUGAAUUUAUGCCAGGGAUUUUUGAAGGUUUACAAAAUUUCAGCUGUGGUGGCAAAAGCCAGUUUUUUUCAAUCCUUAAACCUUAGUGAACAAGAUGCUCUAUACGCCGGCUGGUUACUUUUGCGACCGGUUAAUCUGGGAGAGGGAGAGAAGGGAUGGAGAAGGAUCACUUAGCAAACCCAUCCUCUUCAGCAAUCAGGAAUACAACACCCUUAGGCAAGAGCAUCUCCAGAAGAAGACCCUUUUCGAGGAUGAAACCUUCCCUGCAACUGUGGACUCCCUCGGCUACAAAAAGCUGGGCCACAAGUCCAAAAAAGUCAAGAAAAUCGUCUGGAAGCGGCCCAAGGAGAUAUGUGAUAACCCAGAGUUCAUUGUCGGAGGUGCUAGCAGGACAGAUAUCUGCCAGGGAGACCUGGGUGACUGCUGGUUGCUUGCUGCCAUUGCAUCUCUAACUCUAAAUGAGAAGCUGCUGUAUCGUGUUAUUCCUCAAGAGCAGAGCUUCUCCGAUGGUUAUGCUGGAAUUUUCCAUUUUCAAUUCUGGCGUUAUGGAGACUGGAUGGAUGUUGUCGUUGAUGACCGCAUUCCCACCAUCAAGAACCAGUUGGUGUUCACCAAGUCUGCUGAGAGGAAUGAAUUCUGGAGUGCUCUCCUGGAAAAAGCUUAUGCUAAGCUUCAUGGUUCCUACGAGGCUCUUAAGGGUGGAAACACUGCUGAGGGAAUGGAGGACUUCACUGGAGGUGUGACUGAAUACUAUGAGAUGAAUGAGGCACCCAAAGAGCUGUAUAAGAUCAUGAAGAAAGCUCUGGAGAGAGGAUCCCUCAUGGGCUGCUCCAUUGAGUCGCUGGUUCCAGCCCGCUUUGAAACCCUUACUGCAACAGGUCUUGUGAAGGGACACGCCUACUCCGUGACUGCUGUAGAGGAGUGUAAACAGUCCAAGCUGAAAAGGUCUAAAGUACGUCUGGUGCGUCUGCGUAACCCCUGGGGUCAAGUGGAAUGGAACGGACCUUGGAGUGAUAAUUCAAAAGAGUGGGAAACCAUCUCUAAAGCUGAAAAAGAGAAACUCCAGCAACAGAAUGCCGAAGAUGGAGAGUUCUGGAUGUCAUUUAAGGACUUCAAGAAAAAAUUCACCAAGAUUGAGAUUUGCAACCUGACCCCUGAUGCUCUGGAAGACGAUAAGUUACACAAGUGGACAGUGUCAGUUAAUGAGGGACGCUGGAUAAGAGGCUGCUCUGCUGGAGGCUGCAGGAAAUAUCCAAACACAUUUUGGACAAACCCACAAUACCGCCUGCGACUCAUGGAGGAAGAUGACGACCCAGAGGAUGAUGAAGUGACCUGCACUUUUGUUGUUGCUCUGAUGCAGAAAAACAGACGUAGCAAGUUGGGUGUAAAACUCCUCACUAUUGGAUUUUCCAUCUAUGAGGUGCCAAAGGAGAUGCAUGGAAACCAGCAGAACAUGCAGAAGGAGUUCUUCAUUUCUAACUCCUCUAAGGCUCAUUGCAGAGCCUUCAUUAACUUGCGAGAGGUGACCCAGCGUUUCCGUAUGAGUCCUGGCGAGUAUGUCAUCGUUCCCUCCACCUAUGAGCCCCACCGGGAAGGCGAGUUCCUCCUCCGUGUCUUCUCUGAAAAGAAGAACACCUCUGAGGAGAUAGAGAACAGGAUUGAGGCUGAUCAUCCAGUGCCGAAUCCAGCUUCCAAUGGGGAAGAGAGCAAGGAGGACCAGCAGUUCCUGUCCUUUUUCCAGCAGAUUGCGGUGGACGUGAGUACUUGGGAGCCAGUAAUCGCUGGGAAAAUGGAAAUCUCGGCCAAUGAGCUCAAAGAUGUCUUGAACACAGUGGUGUCUAAAAACAAGAACAUUCACACUGAGGGCUUCAGUCCAGAUAACUGUAGAAGUAUGAUCGCCCUCAUGGACAUGGAUGGAACAGGCAGACUUAACCUUCAAGAGUUCAGACACUUGUGGAACAAAAUUAAACAGUGGCAGGGAAUCUUUAAGCGCUAUGACUUUGAUCAUACUAGCACAAUCAGUAGCUAUGAGAUGAGGAAUGCCAUCAACGAUGCAGGGUUCCGUCUGAAUAACCAGCUGUAUGACAUCAUCACCUUGCGCUAUGCCGAUGAAAACAUGAAGGUCGACUUCGACAGUUUCAUCAGCUGUCUUGUGCGACUGGAGGGGAUGUUCAGAGCAUUCCAGGCCUUUGAUCAAGAUGGAGAUGGAACCAUCAGACUUAAUGUACUGGAGUGGCUCCAGCUAACCAUGUAUGCAUAGACCACCUAUGGAUCCAGGUGAGCCCAAGCUCUGCAAGGACCAGAACUACCAGCUUUUACCUCAACACUCAAUGUGCCAGACUACUGUUACCUCUUUCUCUGUACCUCAGCCCACAUUCACCACCAGCUCUAUACAACACAACUGUCUCAAAUCUCAUACAUGAUUACUCAUCUUCAUUUAAAACAUUCUGGGAUGGAAAGAUGGGUGAAACCAACAUGGCUGAUUAAUAGACUGGUCCAUUACUUUAUCUUUAUAUACUAUCCAAUUCUCAGUCUCACCAAAGGUUAUGUUGGUAAAGCUGAUGGUCCACCCAGCAGUGGUUUACCUAAAUGCAUUAGCUUUUUCCCUUCAUCUGCCUUCUUGCUCUUUGGCAUCUUUUUCUUACACAUAGAAAACAUGGAAUCUCUUUUUGCCUCAGAGACAAAUCUUCGUCAUACUACAACCAUAUCUGAAUCACUUUUCUUGAAAAAUAUUGUCUUUGCUUCUUUACUCGGACAUGAUCUACUUGCAUCCCAACUUCCCAUUUUGAUUGGUAAUGACAAAAUCCAUAAAUAACUAAACACACAUGGACCAUGUAUAUGGUUCUGUUGCAAAAGCAGCUUGUUUUCAGACAGAUUAGCUGUUUCAGUAUCAACUCCCCAUUCUUGUUUCAAAUCCUGGAUGUUUCUAGAGACGUGUUACAAUUUUGUUAUGAAGUUAAUGUGAUGGGAAAUACGAACACAGGAAGAGCCAAAUAAGGAAGGAGUACCAUCAAGAACUGCUGGAGGAGAAUCAUCAGGAAACAGCAUAGAACUUAUGACUACCUGAUGGAUGGCAGUGUUCAGGGUCUUCGAUUCAUACUGUGGGCUUAGACAUGGGUUGAACUUUUUUGUGCGUGCUUCAUUUAACCUUUUGUUCAAAUGAGUAUCCUAACUUCUUCACCAGUUUAAAUAAAUAAUUGUGUAGUUCUCGGUUUAAGUGCUUUCCCAGGAAAAAAAAAAGUUGUAUUCUGGAUUUUGUUUUAUCCUAAUUAUUUGCACAAAUGGAACUGGCACUUUCCACAAAUAGAUAAGUUGUAAUUACAAAGUGUGGUCAGAAUUGUAAAGAAAAAAGGUUUUUUUUUUCCAACAAAGGGUCAGUGAAAAGAGGUGCUUAAAGGAAUAUUCCAGGUUCAAUACAAGUUAAGCUUAAUCAACAGCAUUUGUGGCAAAAUGUUCAUACCACAAAAAGCAAUUUCGACUCUCAUUUUCUUUAAAAAAGCAAAAAUCUGGGUUACAGUGACUACAUCUAUAUGGACACCAGAAAUGGCACAUUGCGAGAAAGUAGCCUUCCCGUUUACAUGCACCGUAUAAGCGGCAUACUCUUUACUCCCUUAUACAUGCAGAUCGGUAAGCACCUUUCUUCACAGCAACUUAAUUUUCCCACGACACUUCUAUAAAUAACAAACAUGGCAUCCUAGGAAGACUUAACUAUUCGUAUUACCCAUUGCUUCGCUUUAUUCCAGUAGGGCUGCAAUUAACUGACUAAUCUAACGAUUAUCAUAAUGAUUAUUCAAUUAUUCGGAUGAUUAUUGCAACGAUUAUUCAUUAGCACUUAGCCAACAAUUCAGCUUGUGUCUAGAGUUAAAAGGUUGUAUUAAGCGUGCUUACUAACCAUAAAGAGGACAAAAUCAUCUUUUAAAAAUACCUCUAAAUGACAUUUGCUGAAUUACUGGAAGAAUUGUUUUUUUUAUGUUUAAUUCAGUAAACAAAAUCACUGCAAAAAAAUCUUAUUGUUAUUGAGUGUUUUUGUCUUGUUUUAUAUAAAAAAAAUGGUUUAAAUCAUUAGAACGAGAUACAUUAACUUGAGAAGCAACAUAUAAGAUAUUUAGACUUGCUUUCAGAGAAUAUACAGUAUUUUGAAUAGAAGUAUAUUUUGUAUACAAGUGUAUUUUUUUUAUUUUAAUACUUUCAGUGCAGUAAAGAUAAAAUACACUUAUAUUCAUAUGUUGUCUGAAAGCAAGUCAAAAUAUAUUUUAUGUUGCUUCUCAGGUACAGUUGAAGUCAAACGUUUACAUACACUUUACAGGUUGAAGUCAUUAAACCUCAUUUUUUAACCACUCCACAGAUUUCAUAUUUGCAAACUAUAGUUUUGGCAAGUCGAUUUGGACAUCUACUUUGUGCAUUACAUGAAUAAUUUUUCCAACAGUUGUUUACAGGCAGAUUGUUUCACUUUUAAUUGACUAAAUCACAAUUCCAUUAGGUCAGAAGUUAACUGUGUCUUUAAGCAGCUUGGAAAAUUCCAGAAAAUUAUGUCAAGUCUUUAGGCAAUUAGCUUUUGAUAAGCUAAUUGGAAGUGUACCUGUGGAUGUAUUUUAAGGCCUACCUUCAAACUCAGUCCCACUUUGCUUGACAUCAUGGGGAAAUCAAAAGAAAUCAGCCAAGACCUCAGAAUACAAAUUGUGAACCUCCACAAGUCUCUUUCAUACUUGGGAGCAAUUUUCAAACAUCUGAAGGUACCACGUUCAUCUGUACAAACUAUAGUAUGCAAGUAUAAAAACCAUGGGACCAAACAACCAUCAUACCACUCAGGAAGGAGAUGCAUUCUGUCUCCUAGACAUGAAUGCAGUUUGGUAUGAAAAGUGCAAAUCAAUCCCAAAACAACAGCAAAGGACCUUGUGAAGAUGCUGGAGGAAACGGGUAGACAAGUAUCUAUAUCGACAUAACCUGAAAGGCUGCUUAGCAAGGAAGAAGCCACUGCUCCAAAACCACCAUAAAACAAUCCACACUACAGAAUACAAGUGCAUAUGGGGACAAAGAUGUUUGGAAAAGGGUAAGGCUUGCAAGCCGUAGAACACCAUCCCAACCGUGAAUCAUGGGGGUGGCAGCAUCAUGUUGUGGGGGUGCUUUACUGCAGGAGGGUCUGGUGCACUUCACAAAAUAGACGGCAUCAUGAGGAAGGAAAAUUAUGUGAUAUAUUGAAGCAAUAAUCCAAGACAUCAGCCAGAAAUUUAAAGCUUGGUCCCAAAUGGGUCUUCCAAAUGGACAAUGACCCCAAUCAUACCUCCAGAUUUGUGUCAAAAUGGCUUAAGGACAAUAAAGUCAAGGUAUCGGAGUGGCACUCACCUCAAUCCAAUAGAAAAUUUGUGUGCAGAACUGAAAAAGAGUGUCCGAGCAAGGAGGCCUACAAACCUGACUCAGUUACACCAGUUCUGUCUGGAGGAAUGGGCCAAAAUUGCAGCAACUUAUUGUGAGAAGCUUGUGGAAGGCUACCCAAAAUGUUUGACCCAAGUUAAACAAUUUAAAGGCAAUGCUACCAAAUUCUAACAAAGUGUAUGUGACCCUCAGGGAAUGUGAUGAAAGAAAUAAAAUCUGAAAUAAAUAAUUCUCUCUACUAUUAUUCUGACAUUUCACAUUCUUAAAAUAAAGUAUUGAUCCUAACUGGGAAUGUUUUCUAUGAUUAAAUGUCAGGAAUUGUGAAAAAGUGAGUUUAAAUAUAUUUGGCUAAGGUGUAUGUAAACCUCUGACUUCAACUGUAAAUAUAUCUUGUUUUAAGGAUUUAAAACUUCUUCUGCAGUACAGCUUCUUAAGUCAAUUAUCAUUUUAGAUAUUUAUUGGAAAACAACACAAAAAAGACUCAUUCAAAUGUUUUUUUUUUUUUUGUGUGUGUGUGCUGAGUGACUCCAGUCAGGCUUCCUAAGCAACCAGUUGGCCCGGUUGCUAGGGUGGGUAGAGUCACCUUGGGUUAACCUCCUUGUGGUCUCUAUAAUGUGUAGUUCUUGCUCUCGGUGGGGCACGUGGUGAGUUGUGCAUGGAUGCCGUGGAGAAUAGCGUGAAGCCUCCACACGCGCUAGGUCUGUGCGAUAGGUAAUGCGCUCAAGUCGCAUGAUAAAAUGUGUGGAUUGACUGUCUCAGACGUGGAGGCAACUGAGAUUCAUCCUCCACCACCCGGAUUGAGGCGAGUCACUAUGCCACCGCGAGGACCUAGAGCGCAUUGGGAAUUCCAAAUUGGGGAGAACCCCCCCCCCCCCCAAAAAAGCACUAUCAAAUCAGCUUUGCAUCUCUUUGCGUGUAAGUGUAUCAGCCGGGAGAAGUUUGAAACUCUCUCACGCUGUUUUUUCAAGUGACUCAUAGAAGCGGCGUUGACCGCACAGAUAAAUGCCAGUUUCAGAGUUUGUGCACAUUAAGGGGAUUCACUUCCUUGCUAUUUGAACUUUAAUCCAGGAUGCAUUAAAGAUAUAAUGCCGGUUUGUUUCCUUUUUAUAUGCUCCAACAUGCAAGAUUUGCUCCAGCGGGACGCCAGCUCCGGCUCCAAUUUAUUUAACGAUGACAGUGCUUCUGUAUUUACUUAUUUUGGAUAAUCCCCUCAUACUCUGCAAUCUACAUCACCUUAGGCUGUUUGGAAAGUUUGGAGUGUGACUGGACUGAGAGUUAUUUUCUUCCUCUCCUCUCGUGCGUUUGAACUAAAGUGCUCCUCUCAUCAUUAGUUUCAAAUGAUCUCAUGUUACGUUAAAUUAGAUCAAAUGACAAGGAAAUUUAUGUCGACAAUUUUGACAACGUUGACGAUAACGUCGAAUAAACGUCUCAGCCCUAAUUAUAUUCCAGAGUUGUUGCUGUAUGUUUUCGUAACUUUCUAUCGCCACCUGCAGCGGAAUUGCACUGCAAUAGUGGGGUUUUCCUCUUACAUAAAACUUCAGGAUUCCUCCAAUGUAUGAGUGCAUAUACGAACGUGAAGGAACAUUGAUAUUUUACAUUUGUGUGUAUAAAUGUGUAUAGUUUAUAGUGUAUGAACUUUUCCCACUGUGCUCCCAGAAAUGUUGAAUUCUUUCCACUUUGUUGACUUGUUGUUAAUCUCCAUCUCAUGAUGUUUGUUGUCGGGCCAACCCGUAAGCGUUAAAAUACACUGUUCAAUGUUUUAACAUGAUUUAGAGUGAUAAAAUCGCUUGCUUAUCUUUUCUGUGUAAAGUUAUAUCCAAUUUUACAAAUUGGCCCCACUCACUACCAUUGUAAACCUCACUGUAACCUCGAUUUUUGCUUUGUUUGUUUUUUUAAGAAAAGGUGUUAUGAGUCAAAAUUAAUUUUGUGGUAUUCCUUUAAGCUUCAGAAAAUGCUGUUUGUGCACCUUAGGUCAAAUUAAAUAUUAUAUGAGCUAUUUGCUAUUCAUUUAAUAUGGGAUUUGCAAUUUUUGCAAUACUGAGAGAAUGAUACCAUAAUUGAAGAUUUACCUAAAUUAAGCUGUCACUCAAGUUGAGGUUUGCUAUCUUGGGACCAAAUAUUGGUUUGUUGUAGUGAUUGAUAAACUUGUAUUUUUCCUCAUUUAAAGAAAAAUUUGAUUUUUUGUUUUUGUUUGAAUAACUGAAAGCAGUCAACAGAAAAAUGUGUUUAAAUGAUAUUAAACAUAGUACAGAAAUGGUCAAAAUGAUGUUACUUGGUGGAGGACAUUUG
Molecule: messenger RNA, 7725 nt
Organism: Xyrauchen texanus (razorback sucker)
Lineage: Eukaryota; Metazoa; Chordata; Actinopteri; Cypriniformes; Catostomidae
Product: calpain-3-like
Exons: 21
Coding region: 158-2323 (721 amino acids)
Biological process (GO): negative regulation of apoptotic process; proteolysis
Cellular component (GO): cytoplasm
Molecular function (GO): calcium ion binding; calcium-dependent cysteine-type endopeptidase activity
Source: RefSeq, a predicted model, not a curated record